UGCAUUCAGUACAGGCUAUGUUCGGGCCUCUCUCAAAAGACCCUUCCUUUGAAAGCCUAUAUUCGGCAUUCCAGUUUCUUAUAUUUACCUAAUAUAUCAUGUUAACUUACUCUACUAAAAACUCGCCCUUUCAAUGGUGGGGAGGCUUCAUGAUUCUCUUCAACAAGCUUAUUCUCCUUUAAUACUCGGAUUUGUUUCAUUACGUUACCGACAAAAGACGGUCUGUUUAGGGGUAUUUAUAUCAGAAAGUAAACAUGACUACGAGCCUCCGUAAUGCAGUACUAGCCGCACUCACAGUUAUACCUACAGCCUAUACUGCACGCGCUCAGCAGACAUGUGCAGGAGAUGUAGGGUGUACCUGUGAAGCCCUUCAUAAAGCUUUAGCAAGCGUAAACGGAACCUUAUUCCCUUCGGACGGGGCAACUUAUAAAGAUAUCGAAGAUGUGAAUUAUUCUGCCGCGUGUCGGUUACCUGCUGCGUGUAUUGUCAGCCCGAAGAAUGCACAAGACGUUUCUACGGCAAUAAAAAUACUCUCUGAGGCUGGGACCAAGUUUGCUAUUAGAAGCGGUGGCCAUAACUAUAUUUCGGGCUUCGCGAGUAUCGAUGAAGAAGGGGUUCUGGUUUCGCUCUCGAGCUUAAACUCUACUGAGCUAUCGGAAGACAAGAAGACGGCUAAAAUUGGACCUGGGAGCAGAUGGCAGGCCGUUUACGAGACUCUUGUCCCGGAGGGUCUGGUUGUGGUUGGCGGACGUGUCGGUUCUGUCGGUGUUGGCGGGUUGAUGCUUGGUGGCGGACUAAGCUAUUUUGCGACCCAACGAGGUCUCGCGUUUGACAAUGUCAAAUCAUACGAAGUUGUCCUUGCUGAUGGCUCCAUUGUCACUGCUUCGGCUGAUAACAAGUAUUCGGACCUGUAUAAGGGGUUACGAGGCGGUGCUUCCAACUUUGGUAUCGUGACAAGUUAUGAGCUUUACACGUACCCGGUUGAUGACUUCUACGUUGACGCCCGCGCCUAUAGUCUGAACCAGACCUCUGAUUUCUUGCAUGCCUUUGCAAAAUAUCAGGAAGAGGGCCAGUCGGAUCCUUUAUCAAGUGCUACUGUUCAAUUGCUCGAAACUGGCCCAACUAUCCUCUUGCUCUACAACAAGCCGGUACAGCAAGCUAAAGCCUUCGAUGCCUUUUAUUCCCUUGAGCCAUACCAGCCAAUCUUACCGGCUUUCAAUGGUUCGCUUUUGGAUAUCAUGGCAUUGACGGGAUCACGAUUCUCGACUGGUGAAGUGCGCACUUAUGGAGAAACGUUUACCCACAAGGCAGAUGUUGAUCUAAUGAUUGAGCUACACGAUAUUUUCACUGAGGAGACGAAGAACCUUCCCACAGACGCUUCGGCGGUUUGGGUACCAAAUGCAGUUCCAGUUAGUGUGGCUACACUAGGGAAACAGUAUGGUGGUAAUUUGUUAGGCUUAGAGGAGGUACCGCAACAAUGGUACGAGUGGUAUAUUACAUGGACAAGUCCAGCUCAGGAUACAGCUAUAUUCGAUGUCUCCCAACGGAUAACCCAGCGUUGCACCGAAGCUUCCGAAGCCAAGAAUUUACUUCUACCUUACCUUUUCAUGAAUACAGCGGGCAAGACGCAGAAGGUGCUGGAGGGUUACGGGGCGGAAAACGUCGAUUUUAUUAAAAGGAUCGCUGCUAAGUACGAUCCUGGACAAGUCUUCCAGAACUUACAAAAUGAUGGGUUUCUUAUUCGGAACUUGUAGGACUUGUGCAUGAAAUGGUUGGUUUUACUUGGUUCAUUUUCAACAAGGGAUUUGUAAUUUCGUAUAUAGAUUAGCCGGGGAGUUAGUAGUAUAACUAAUAAUUAAUCAUACAUACA
Molecule: messenger RNA, 1870 nt
Organism: Daldinia caldariorum
Lineage: Eukaryota; Fungi; Ascomycota; Sordariomycetes; Xylariales; Hypoxylaceae
Product: FAD-binding domain-containing protein
Exons: 5
Coding region: 255-1754 (499 amino acids)
Molecular function (GO): FAD binding
Source: RefSeq, a predicted model, not a curated record